Messenger RNA from Acaulospora morrowiae, 648 nucleotides. The record is from the annotation of a GenBank genome assembly. Lineage: Eukaryota; Fungi; Glomeromycota; Glomeromycetes; Diversisporales; Acaulosporaceae.
AAAUUAUUUAUUCGAGGAAUUGAUAUCGUGAAGAAAGGGAAAUCAGAGUAUUUCAAGAAGAUGUGUGAAGAUGUAAUGAAGAGAAUUGUGGAUAUGGAUAAUGAUAUGGAUGCACUUGAUACUGUUUUAUCAACGAUUGAAUCUCAUAUGAAGAAUAAGUAUAAUGAUAUAACUGUGUUUACAUUAUCUGCGACAUAUCGGCCUCUCAAUAAGAACAUAUCAGUGAACGAAUUUGUAAAUCGUAUGCGAAAGAAAAAAAUUGAAAUUGAGGCGGGUGAACGAUUUAAUUAUUAUAUCAUUCGACAUCCCGAUAAGAAUGCGAAGAUUCAUCAGAAGAUGGUCCUCGUGAAGUAUUUUGAUAAUAAGAAGAUGAAAAUUGAUAUGAGAUAUUAUAUCAAUACCCUCAUUGGAACAUUAGCACGUUUUAUUAAUCAUUAUGCUCAAUUUCAAACAAAUGAUAUUGAUUAUAAGAAGAGAGAUGAGAUUAGUCAAAAAAAUGCAGAAAAAUUUUUGAGGAAUCAUGUCAUGAUGAUUGAUGAUAGGAUGACGAUUCACGACAUUCGUAAUUUUUUUAUUCCAGUACCGACUAAGAGAAUGAUUUUGGAGCAAGAUGGUAGAAAUCAAGAGAAGCAUAUAAGAUUUGAGUGA